Penicillium hordei is the source of this 900-nucleotide messenger RNA. Its product is annotated as PIG-L family deacetylase. The transcript has 4 exons. Lineage: Eukaryota; Fungi; Ascomycota; Eurotiomycetes; Eurotiales; Aspergillaceae. The record is from RefSeq and is a predicted model, not a curated record. The coding region runs from base 1 to 900 and encodes 299 amino acids. Gene Ontology annotation, molecular function: N-acetylglucosaminylphosphatidylinositol deacetylase activity. Gene Ontology annotation, biological process: GPI anchor biosynthetic process. Gene Ontology annotation, cellular component: endoplasmic reticulum.
AUGAUUUUACUUCGUCUCUUUAAGCGACAAGUGCGCCGGGUUCUCACACAAGGCUGGCCCGCAAUCCUAGCCGCCUUGGUCAGCGUGGUCGUAAUAUGGGCGCUUCUUCUGUAUUUCAUGCUUGCCUACUAUCUGGCCGAUGACCCACGCCUUGUUCCUGACACCUUUCGACAUGCACGCCGGCCGAUACUCGUCACGGCGCAUCCAGAUGAUGAAACUCUGUUCUUUAGCCCCAGCAUUCUCUACCAUCGACACGAUCCCCAUGUUACACGAUCCCUGUUGGUGAUCUCCUCUGGGAACUACAAUGGCAUUGGUGAACAACGCCAAACGGAAAUUCAUAAGAGCUGUGCUGCCUUGGGGAUCUCCCAAGAUCACUGCGUAGUCUUAGACCAUCCUGACCUUCAGGAUAAUCCGAAGAAAUGGUGGGAUGAGAAGUUGGUUCAAGAUAUCAUCGCACCAUACAUAGAAAAAUGGAAGGCGGACCUGAUCAUAUCAUUCGAUCAUGGUGGAAUAUCAGGUCAUAUCAACCAUAGAGCUGUCAGUGCGGGCAUAAGGAACUAUGUUGUGACCAACGAGCAUGCACCCCCGGCAUAUACGCUGCAAAGUAUUGGGCUCCUCCGAAAAUACUCAUCAUUGAUCGACCUGAUACCCUCCACCAUCCCAUUCUUGUGGAAGAUCAUUAAAGCCCUCCUUAUACCUGCAACGAACCCUGAAAGUGUGGGUCGGUCGCUCGUACGAGAGACAGGGAAGGAGGGAGUACUUUUGGUGAGCUCGUGGCAGACAUAUCUUGAAUCACGAGCUGCCUUUGGCCAACAUGAGAGCCAGUAUUCCUGGGACAGAGUACUGUACUUAGUGGUGAGCCGUUACAUGUGGUUCAACACACUGGAAAGGACAGGAUAG